AUGUUGAUGCCCCCCGUGGAGGCCCAGCCCGCGGCCCUGAGCCCAGCGGAGAAGGCCGUGUGCAAGGUGGUGUAUGGCGCCCCGCGCCCCCGCCCACUGCUGCUGCCCGUGGGCCUGGAGCUGUGGCUGUACGUGCAGAAGAUGCGGAACCUGCAGCGCAGCAGGAUGGAGGCCUCGUGUCUGGAGCUGGCCCUGGAGGGUGAGCGGCUAUGCAAGGCUGGCGACUUCAAGGCCGGGGUGGCGUUCUUCGAGGCGGCCGUGCAGGUGGGCACGGAGGAUCUGAAGACCCUGAGUGCCAUCUACAGCCAGCUGGGCAACGCCUACUUCUACCUGAAGGAGUACGCCCAGGCACUGUCCUAUCACAAGCACGACCUCCUGCUGGCCAGGACCAUUGGUGACCGCAUGGGCGAGGCCAAGGCCAGCGGGAACCUGGGCAACACACUCAAGGUGCUGGGCCGCUUUGAUGAGGCUGUCGUCUGCUGUCAGCGACACCUGGACAUUGCCCAGGAGCAGGGAGACAAGGUCGGGGAGGCGAGAGCACUCUACAACAUCGGUAACGUGUACCACGCCAAGGGCAAGCAGCUUUCCUGGGGCACUGCCCAGGACCCCGGUCACCUGCCCCCUGACGUGCGGGAGACACUGCACAAGGCCUCCGACUUCUACGAGAUGAACCUGUCCCUCGUGAAGGAGCUGGGUGACCGGGCAGCCCAGGGCCGGGCCUAUGGCAAUCUGGGUAACACCCACUAUCUGCUGGGCAACUUCACCGAGGCCACAGCCUUCCACAAGGAGCGCCUGGCCAUCGCCAAGGAGUUUGGUGACAAGGCAGCGGAGAGAAGAGCGUACAGCAAUCUGGGCAACGCCCACAUUUUCCUGGGGCGCUUUGACGUCGCGGCUGAGUACUACAAGAAGACUCUGCAGCUAUCCCGGCAGCUCAAAGACCAGGCCGUGGAGGCUCAGGCCUGCUACAGCCUGGGCAACACCUACACGCUGCUGCAGGACCACGAGCGAGCCGCCGAGUACCACCUGCGCCACCUCCUCAUCGCCCAGGAGCUGGCCGACAGAGUGGGUGAGGGCCGAGCGUGCUGGAGUCUGGGGAACGCUUACGUGUCCAUGGGGAGCCCUGCCCAGGCGCUGACCUUCGCCAAGAAGCACCUGGAGAUCUCACAGGAGAUCGGGGACCGCAGCGGGGAGCUCACAGCCCGCAUGAACCUGGCACAGCUGCAGCUGGUCCUGGGCCGGCUAACUAGCCCAGCGGCCGCGGAGAAGCCCGACCUGGCUGGCUACGAGGCCCAAGGGGCCAGGCCCAAGAGGACACAGCGGCUGAGUGCAGAGACCUGGGACCUUCUGAGGCCCCCCCUGGAGCGGGAGCAAAAUGGUGACAGCCACCACGCAGGGAACUGGUGGGGGCCGGGCCGGGACACGCUCCCCCUGCCAGUAAGGAGUAGGAAGUAUCAGGAGGGGCCGGAGGCUGCAGAGCGGAGGCCCCGGGAGGGCGGCCCUUCCCCACUGGACAGCGCUGACGUCCGGGUGCAGGUGCCUCGUAUGAGUCUCCCUCGGGCCCCGUCCUCGGAUGAGGAGUGCUUCUUCGACCUCCUGAGCAAGUCCCAGAGCAGCCGGAUGGAUGACCAGCGCUGCCCACUGGAGGACAGCCAUCCCGGCGCCACCCCAACGCUGGAAGAGCGCAUCGCCCAGUCCUCUCUAACAGCCUCCCCGCAGACCGAGGAGUUCUUCGACCUCAUUGCCAGCUCUCAGAGCCGCCGGCUGGAUGACCAGCGGGCAAGCGUGGGCAGUCUGCCAGGGCUCCGCAUCACCCACAACAACUUGGGCCACCUGCGUGGGGACAGCGACCCGCAGGAGCCAGGGGACGAGUUCUUCAACAUGCUCAUCAAGUGCCAGUCUUCCAGGAUCGAUGACCAGCGCUGCCCACCGCCUGCCAUGCUGCCCCGAGGGCCCACCAUGCCAGAUGAGGACUUCUUCAGCCUCAUCCAGAGGGUGCAGGCCAAGCGCAUGGAUGAGCAGCGGGUGGACCUUGCAGCUAGCCCCGAGCCGGAGGCCGCCAGCCCACCCGAGCCGCAGCAGCAGGGCCCGCCUGGUGCCAGCUAA
This is a messenger RNA of Elephantulus edwardii (Cape elephant shrew), 2103 nucleotides long. It is a transcript of the gene GPSM1, whose product is annotated as G-protein signaling modulator 1. The transcript has 14 exons. NCBI's taxonomy places the organism in Eukaryota, Metazoa, Chordata, Mammalia, Macroscelidea, Macroscelididae. Gene Ontology annotation, molecular function: GTPase regulator activity; protein binding. The record is from RefSeq and is a predicted model, not a curated record. The coding region runs from base 1 to 2103 and encodes 700 amino acids.